AUGACUUCAACUAUACUGCGCGUCCUGCCAAGCUCGUCAGCAUCCGACUUUGGCUUUACAUUUGCCGACGCUUCCAUACCUCCACGCUCCGAGCCGAUCAGCACAUUGCGCGUUGCAUUCCACUCAAACGAGGCGGAGCAGCACCUGCAACAAGCAGCUGCACACUUGCGCGACGGAGAACUAGUUGCAUUUCCCACCGAGACAGUGUAUGGACUCGGCGCAUGUGCACUGCAUGCGGACGCCGCGCGAAAAAUCUACGACGCAAAAAACCGCCCCGCGGAUAACCCAUUGAUUGUCCAUGUGAGCGAUCGGGAUAUGCUUGAGCGACUCGUGGAAAAAGACGCCAUCAACCCUGCUAUGGACGCGCUGAUCACUGCGUUCUGGCCAGGGCCACUCACGCUGUUAUUUCCUGUGCGCACAAAAAAGGGGAAGCCAAUCGUUCCCACGGCCGUGACGUGCGGCCAGACGACGGUCGGCAUUCGCAUGCCAUCGCACCCCAUUGCACGCGCCUUGAUCAGUCUCGCCAAUGUCCCGAUUGCAGCGCCGUCUGCCAACGCGUCGGGGCGGCCAUCACCGACCAGCGCCGCACAUGUGUUUACAGACUUGGGGCACAGCGGCAAGCUUCGGUACAUUGUCGAUGGGGGUGCGUGCACGGUCGGUGUAGAGAGCACCGUCGUCGAUGCCACGGCGCCUGGGCAAGUGUGCGUUCUUCGGCCGGGCGGCGUGAGUGUCGAGGCGAUUGGCGACGUGCUCAAGCAGCGCCAGUUGCUGGCCGCGCCCGAUGCCCCGUCCCAAGGACAGGCUCACCUGCUGGUGUAUGGAAAGGAUAUGGCACGCAGUGCACAGCAGGAGCUAGCGCCAACGACGCCCGGCAUGAAAUACCGGCAUUACUCACCCCAAGCAAGCGUGAUUUUGGUCCGGUGUGAGCAGGGCGACAAUGUACCGAGCGUGGCGUCGUUUAUGCAACACAUCGCUGCACAGCCCAAUGCACGUAUCGGCGUCCUGUGUGCCAUUGAUUCGCCGCUUUUUGUGGCCCUCAAGCGCAUAGCGCAUCCACAAAGGGCGCUUGCGAUGUGGGCGGCACAGUGCGAGGCAAAUGCCAAACGCACCUCCCCCCUUGUUUCCUACGACCAAAGCCAACUCUGCAUCUAUUCGUUAGGCACCAGCGCAAACGCUGCCAUGGCCGCACAGCGACUAUUUGACGGACUGCGCGUGCUCGAUGCGGAUAUCGUAUGGGAUGACAAGCAGCAGACCUGCGACGUAAUUCUAGUGGAAGCCGUUGGCGAGGCUGGCGUCGGCCUCGCGGUGAUGAAUCGCGUGCAAAAAGCCGCGACAGAGACAGUCGUGGUAGGGUGUUGA
This is a messenger RNA of Malassezia vespertilionis, 1359 nucleotides long. Its product is annotated as L-threonylcarbamoyladenylate synthase. The record is from RefSeq and is a predicted model, not a curated record. The transcript has a single exon. Gene Ontology annotation, molecular function: double-stranded RNA binding; nucleotidyltransferase activity; tRNA binding. Gene Ontology annotation, biological process: regulation of translational fidelity. Gene Ontology annotation, cellular component: cytoplasm. Bases 1 to 1359 code for a protein of 452 amino acids. Lineage: Eukaryota; Fungi; Basidiomycota; Malasseziomycetes; Malasseziales; Malasseziaceae.